AUACAACGACGCGACGACAACAACGCGUCGUGAAGGUCGAGCCCACGUGACGCGACGCUUAGCCGGCUGCCCGGCGGCUACCAAAUAUUGUGACCGCGCGAUUCGUUCGCGAGACGCUAGACGCGAGACGCUAGACGUGAGACGCGUGUCGAAGACAACGCAUCGCGGCGACGUUAUCGAGUUGUCGGCGAUCCUUUGGUUCUCCCAAUCGAACUCGCGCGCGCGCGCGCGCGCACGCACGGGAGACGAGUGGUCGCUCUAUGGCUAAUUUGUUGGCAGUCUUGACACAGCAGGGGCUCAAAGGAAGAGAAGUGCCGUUCGCGCGUGAAGCGAAGAAGUGAUAGCGUCGACGCGGUUGGGUGACAUCUAAAUGGUCCACGAAUUUCGAGCUUGCGAAGUAAGAAAGGACACGGGGACGCGGACGAGCUGAAGCCGACGAAGAUGAAAAUGGCACCCGCAGGGACACCCUCGUCAAACGGAGGUCUGCCACCGUCUGCAGGGCCCACCUUGACCGGCACGUCGUUUACCAAUUCCAAAAGGACCUGGUGCAGGAGAGUGGCCCCCUGCUUGGCCUUUCUUGCCGCCUUUACCACCGCCAUGGUUCUGCUCCUCGUUUGGAGCGAGGCCGCGGCUUUGAGGAGACAGGCGUUCGACGCGAACAUGACCAGGGACUACGUGCUCGACAGCGUCUCGAUGGACAAUCCGCAACUGGUCGCGUACAUACGGCAGGUGCACCUGAAGCCGACGACCCACCAGGACCCGUUGAACGCCAACCAGAAGUCGGAGGAGAAGUACGUGGCCACGCUGUCGCAGGGCAAGCGCGAGGGCAUCUACGCGGAGUACAUCAGCAGGAUAGGCGCGGUUUCCAGCACCGCCUGGCUGGAGUUCAAUCUAGGGUGGCGAGGUGUCCUGAUACUCACCGAGCCCAAGAGCUUCUUCGAGGCGCAGCGUAGCACCAGAAACCCGCGGUCAAGGGUUCUUCACGCUUGUCUCAGUACAGACACGGAUACCAAAGAGAUAAAGUACCACCAGGAAUCGGAGGUCCAGGUCACAAAGCUGGGCGACGGUCCCAACAGCCUCGUGUCGUCGGACGACGGUUUUCCUACCACUAGACUCAAGUGCUUUCCUCUCUACAGCGUACUGUUGGCGUACAACGCCACGACCUUGGAUUACCUGAGUCUGGACAGUCCCGACGCUCCCGACGGCCAGGUACUCGACACCAUCCCAUGGGACAUCGUAAGAAUAUCGAUACUCUCGAUACGGUGGAGUCCCCAUCACAGCGAGGCGGAAACAAAGAGCUUCAUCGACAAGAUGACCAGCCGAAGUUACAAGCUUGUGCACACGACGGACACCGGAAAGUCGAUUUUCCUGUACGAUACUCUCCAUAAGAUUUGACCAUUGACUCAGGUUACAGACUGGUCUGCGCCCGCACGCAGGAUAUAUGUAAAGUAAUUUAAGCGACUCGAGUAAACCCACCCCACCGCACCUUCGAUCCGUUCUUCAUAUUUUAUUUCGCCGCCUAGAGAUAUUUCUCCCGGCCGGAAGCGCGACCUUCCGUUCGGCUACGCGCAAGGGACGACUUCGUCGCCGCAGUCCGGGCCGCCGGAAGUAAUCGAUCGCGAAACUCGUUCUCCGCCGAAUUCACGAGUUUGUUAUUAGUGUCCUUGCCGCUGGGCACGCCCGACGUCCUCAGGCGUGUGAAGCUCGUUGCUCCCGCGAUUUACAGAACGAUGUUUACCCGCGAUAACGAGUCCAUCGAUAACAAUUGUCGGACGAAUCUCGGAGGGUCUGACGAAUUCGAGAAUUUGUCGAGAGCGCCAACGAUUGUACUUUGGCCGUUUUUAAGCUGAGAGUCGAAGCCGUUAGUCGCCAUGGACUUAAGGCUUUCGCUUCUCGGAAUGCUCGAGGAGCCCCAAGUUUCGACUCAAAGUUGGGAACGUUGGGGUCAAAUUUCGAAGAGUCCGCAGCUUCAAGUCGCGAUUUCCAACUUGAGAUUUGAGGCUUUCAAGUGUCCCGCCCUCUCGCGCGACUUAAAAUCGCACAAGAGCCGAAAACACUUCCAAGUUCCUACGUGUGCGGUUUUCCUCGUGAGACAUCCUCUGCCUCUGGAGGACCGGAUUGCAAUUACGAAUCCGCGGACUUGAAUUCCGCCGAACUCGAGAAAUUGAGAAAGAUUACCCUCCCCCGCGCAUUCUCGCUGUCGCUAAUUAAUACGGGGUGCAACGAUUUUCUUCAUCCACGCGGGCAAAAUAUAGUGACGUUCUGAACGCACGUACAUUUUGCGCGUCGUAUAUGGCGGAAACACGCGCGAGUCCUUAAAAUCCGUCUCGGGUAUACGUGACUUUCGUAUCUGCGUCUUGUCGCGAGACGUGCCGCGAUUUCUCUCGCUUUCUCGUUUUCAGCCGCGAUCUUUCGCGCAUCGACGACUGCCGACGAGCCAGACGGAGCGUUCUCUUAAAAUUUUUUCCGCUCGCGCGAACGACGCUGCACCAAGACCUCACCCGUCGGCCCUCCUGCGACGUCUCGUUUUUUUCCGUCAACGACUUCGACUCGAAGAUGCGACACGUAAUACUCCACUUAUUUCGCGAAGGAUUAACGAAUGAUUCACGCCGGUGAUUAUUACAGAUAUAGUUGUUUAAGUAUUUACACAAUAAAAAAAAAGCAAGAGGAAUGUUCAGCUUGGAAAGUAGUCGAGAUUCAAGACACACGCACGACAGUUUAUGUCAAUUCCCGUUUGAUUUCGCACCGAAACCCAUCCGUUCGCACGGCGAGACUGGUUCAAGACUACUGAUCGUCGGUCUUCAGUUCUGCGCCCUUAUCAUUUCUCCGUUUCCAUACCAAUGGGAACCCUAGUAGCACAGUGCGGGGACCAAACGUUCGCUAAACAUUGGCCCAACACAACCAAAUAUUUAACCAACGCUUGGUCCACGCACUGUGCUGCAUAGGGAAAGGACGCAAUGUCAAAUUUAAUUUAGCAAACGUCGAGCCGAACAAGCGAAAUAACCGACGCUUUCGUGCGAACAUUUAAAGUUCAUUUCUGCCCGCCCGCCCGCGCACGUCGCAGUUUGCUCAGGUGAAACUUAAGCUUUACGUUGGAAGAAGAGGAAAAAAUCAGGGCCGCGGGCUCGUGUAGCGGAAAGCGAGAAAUUAAUUUCUCCCGUACCUGAGCUAAAUAACGCCUCGUUUAAUCCUGUCUCCGCAAUGACUUCCCCUCCCCCUCGCGAGGAUAUGCGAGACACGGCGCGGGAAUCGCGUCGGAUAUAUUUAAAGCUCCCGAAGUUUCGCGGAUCCGGAGAUUAUGGAGGAGCGGAUUUUCGCCGAACGUGGACUCCGAGACUCUCAGGAUUGACACGAGGAUCCGAUAAUUCGUGUGAUUCGAAGGACCGGUCGCUUAAUGGUCCGAGAAAACCCACUCGAAAGUCCGGUCGCGAUAAAUCCCCGCCCGGAGAGCGAACCGAGAGGAUUUCCAAGUGUCCGCGCGUCGUCCGAACUCCUUCCGAGAGCCGACACCAAAAAAGAAAAGGCGAGACGAGACCCCCGUCUCUCGUACGAUUUUACAGUAGCACCGUUUUUUUUUGUUUUUUUUUGUUAAUAACUUAGGGCACAAGCUACUGACCGAGCGUUUUACGCAGGACGCGCCGAUUUUAUUAUUUAAGGUAAAGUGAACGCGCGUCCGGACGUCGCCGGCCGCGCGCGCGUCGACGCGCGCUAUCGCGUGUGAUAAGCGAGCGAGCCGAACCGAGGUAUUCUCCCGCAUUCACGCCGCGCGUUCACAACUAGAAGGAGCGACCGUCCGAAUCUCAUGUACAUUUGCACCGAGCACAACUCACUCUUCUCCUCGCGUGUCGCGUCCACGUCGAUCGGGCGAAUCAAAUUGCGACGGACGGGGAGCGAUGGAUCCGCGAUCAGUUUGGUCCACGCGAUCGAUCGGAAUUCGAAAACGGCACGCCCGCUGCUUAGUGCUACACACGUGCGACGUAGAAUUGGGAACGUAAAUACCUAAAGCACAGGCCUUAUUAGCGCGUAAGGUGAUACUUUAAAGCAUAAGGUAGUGAUAAGCAACACCGAGCCGCGCGAGUGAUCCUCGCGUGUUAAAUUAUAUCUUCGCUCGCGUUGUGUUCUGUACAAUUAGAUUCUCCUUUCCGUCUUAAGUUAGUCGUAACUUAUAAACGAUCCGUCUCUAAAAUUCUUAGGGAUGAGAAACUAGAUUAUGUUUUUUUUUUUAUUGAUAACGCACCAACUUUUGCGCGAAAGUGUUCUUCGAAAGGAAGAUUAUUUUGCCUUCUGAAAUUCGUCCGACGUCGCCCCGCGAGAAGUUUUCGUUUGCCGAGAGAACCGCGUAAUUCGCGAAUCCGAAGAUUCCCGAAGAUAUAACGCGAAGCUCGAGGAAUUAUCGUGCGAAACGCGCGCGCACGUAAAAAAAAAGGAUAAGGACCACGUGCACCGAGAUAUCGCCUUUGUGUUAUUUCAGUUACGCGAUAAUUCCGAGCCAGCGCGAGGAUCGCUUGCAUUCGCGACGUCUGUUUAACGCUAAAAUAUGAUAAUCCGUAAUUAUGAUAAUCUAAGCGAUACUCCACAAUUCUUCGUUCCUAGUGGAUUUAAAUUGCACAUUGGAUAAUCAACAGUGAAGAUGAAGGUGCCUUUAGCGUUAAACGCACGUCGCGAAAGUGGGCCUCUGACUUGAAGUUGACGCGUUAUUGCGAUUAUAUGGUUCAUUAGGAACGUUCAGCACGACAGAUACUUAAUAAUGCGAUUUCCUUUACAUCGAUCAUAGUUGCGACGGUCAUCACAUUAUUCCCAUUGUUAAUCGCGUCAGCGCGCAGCGUGUUUCGCGAAGCGCAGUAGUCGUGAAGCGAACAGUCGAAUCUUCUUCCGGUCAUCGAAUCUCUGGAAUUGACAGAAUUUCGAAAUUUUACGAGGAUCACUCAAGAAUCCAAGAUUUCCAUCCAAGAUUCGCAAAUUGUUUUCAGGGACGGUGAAAGUUUUUGCGCCUGGCAUCAAAAUUGCAGUUUCAGAGUCUCAUUCGCCUCGCUAUUUAUUUUUCCGUACAGAUGAAACGUUAUUAUUUACGAAAGUCUUCAUAUUAGCGUAAUAACUUUAAGUUUUAAUAUAACGAUUAGUUAAUUGAACAAAGUAUUGAAAUAAUAGACGACUCUUCUAUGAAUAAAUAACAAUGCAAUGAGAUUCGGGAUACAAUGUGAUUCUGGGAGCGGAAAUUUCACCGCGCCUGAACAAACGUGAGCAUUUAUUUGGGACCGCAGUCUAAAUAUGCAGGGAAAUCACCCGUGCUUGGCGGGUAAAUUUUGGGCUCGGCAAAAUUGUUAUUCAAUUAUUACGCACUCGCGGAUGCGCACUUACGUGAGAUUCGGCUGCGCGCGGCUGCGCGAUUUCAUUUUGUAAGUCCUUCAUUACUCGUACGGAUAAUCCGCUUUUCCUUUACCGGAAACCAUUCCAUGACUAGCAAUUCGCGUAUUUCUCUCUUCCUCUCGCCAGUGCCUGUACGCAGCAACGACUUCAUCGUAGUACCUAUGCAUUUUUCGAGAGAUUUUUUUUUCACGUUUGUGUUUAUAUAUACAUAUAUUUUUUUUACAGCGUAUUGUAAUUCGCAGGUUUCACGUGACGAAUGAGGUUCUUAGCAAAAUGGCUGCCUUGUACGCUUGAGGCGCAAAACGGUUGUGCGUUACCCUGAGGCAAAGAUUUUAGACAUAAAGUACCGUCUUAAGAGUACAAUACAGCCAUUCCGCUCAGGACCUAAGCUGCUCGCAUUUCUAUCCUGCGAGGAGCAGCCAAUUCCCUUUCGAAAGAGCAAUAAAUUUGGAUAUUAUAUUUUGAA
Vollenhovia emeryi is the source of this 5833-nucleotide messenger RNA. RefSeq names its product protein Star (gene S). The coding region runs from base 442 to 1395 and encodes 317 amino acids. The transcript is spliced from 6 exons. The record is from RefSeq and is a predicted model, not a curated record. Lineage: Eukaryota; Metazoa; Arthropoda; Insecta; Hymenoptera; Formicidae.